Messenger RNA from Mytilus trossulus (common blue mussel), 2131 nucleotides. Its product is annotated as clusterin-associated protein 1-like. The record is from RefSeq and is a predicted model, not a curated record. The coding region runs from base 40 to 1422 and encodes 460 amino acids. Gene Ontology annotation, cellular component: intraciliary transport particle B; centrosome; cilium. Lineage: Eukaryota; Metazoa; Mollusca; Bivalvia; Mytilida; Mytilidae. Gene Ontology annotation, biological process: cilium assembly. The transcript is spliced from 13 exons.
GAGUUAACAAAAAUAUUUUGCCGGAAAUUAUUACUGCGCAUGCCUAAAUUCUUUUGGCUUUCCUCGCAACAGAACAGAAACUCAAGUCCAGUACAAAUUAAGUCCAGCACCAUGUCUUACCGAGAUCUAAGAAAUUUUACAGAAAUGAUGAGAGCACUUGGCUAUCCAAGACUUAUUUCAAUGGAAAACUUCAGAAAUCCUAAUUUUCCAUUGGUUGCAGAGGUGUUGAAGUGGCUUGUAAAGAGGUAUGAUCCAUCAGCUGACGUAAUAGGUGAUACAGACACAGAACAAGACAGAGUUAUAUUUAUAAAGACUAUUGCAGAGUUUAUGGCAACCAAAGCUCACAUAAAACUAAACACAAAGAAACUGUAUCAGUCUGAUGGAUAUGCAGUCAAAGAACUUCUCAAAGUGACAUCUGUAUUGUAUAAUGCCAUGAAAACUAAUACAUCUAAUCAGGCAGACAGUAAUGAGGACUCAGAUGUGUCAGCAUUGUCAUUUGAUAUUACAUCCAGGAUUGGAGAUUUAAAGGAGGCCAGGAGACUUGCUUCAGAGAUCACAUCCAAGGGGUCUACGUUGUAUGAUUUGUUGGGAAGAGAAGUGGAUUUAAGGGAACAAAGAUCAAUAGUUAUAGCCAAGUCAUUAGAAAUAAAUGAAGUGGAGAGAGGAAUGUCUGAUUCAAUAAAGGCAGUAGAGAAUGAAGUAAAGAAAACUAUGAUGAUGUUAGACAAUGUAGCAUCUGAUGAAGCUAACUUGGAGGCAAAGAUAGAGAAAAAGAGGAAUGAACUAGAAAGAAAUAAUAAAAGAUUACAGACAUUGCAGAGUGUAAGGCCAGCCUACAUGGAUGAGUAUGAAAAGUUGGAAGAAGAUUUACAAAAACUCUAUGAAACCUACGUACUUAAAUUUAGAAAUUUGUCCCACUUAGAGGCACAGUUAGAAGAUUUCUACAGAUCUGAACAGGAUAAAUUUGAGGAAACUGAAGAAAAACUGAAACAAAUGGCAGAAAGAUUGAAAACUGAGGAAAAAAUACGAGAUAAUAUACCACAUCAGGAAGAAGUUGCAGGUAUGAAUGGUAAUGAUGAUAGUGAGGAAAGUGAUGACGAUGAUUUAGAUGAUGACGAGGAUGAUGAUGAUGAACAGCGACAGAUGAGACAAAGGCCUGAUGAUAAGAAAACUAAAAAAGUCAAUGUCUCAAAAAGAAAAGCUGCAGCAGGGGAAAGAAAACAGAGGGUUAUGGGUAAUAUGAUGGGGAAUAUUAGUGAAGAGGAUAGUGAUUCUGACGAUGAUGAUGAUGACGAUGAAGAUGAUUCCGAAAUAGAUUUAGAUGCUGAUGAUCAGGAGGAUAGCGGAGAUGAUGUUGUAGCCCCUCCUAAUCCUCGUAAACGACAACCACCACAACCAGAAGAUAGUGAUAAUGAUUUCUAGUUGUCUUUGACUUAUAUAAAUUAAUACAGCAAACAUAUGUGAUAUUGUAUGGUACGGGAUUUAAAGGCAAAAAUACACUUCAUUUUUCAAGGAAAAUUUUUAAUUUUUCAGUUCUUUUGUUGAUAGUUUUUUUGAUAUCUGAUACUGAAUAAAAGUGUGUCGUCAUGAAGUUUAAAUUGACCUGAGAAAAGUAAUGAAUUAUUUUGUAUGGCCUGACUAAAAAUAUUUAAAUCUAAAGCCUCUGGUAAAGGAAAUUGCAUUCCAUUACCGUACAUAUUUUCAUGGCUGGCCAUGUUUAAUACAUAAUGAAAUAGUGUUAUGGUGAAUUUCUGACAAAUCUUAAUUGUUGUUUCAAAACAAGGAAUGAUAUAGCACAUGCAUUUACAAAGAAUUUAAACAAUAUAUUGAAAAUUAUAAGAGAAAUCUAUAAUAUCAUCUGUUCUUUCAUUUUCUUGCAUUUUAGAAAAAUAAAUCUAGUUUAGUAUAUAAAGUUCUUGAAAAUGAAUAUUUUUUACAAAAUAUUCAAUAGCUAUUGUGAAGAUAACUGUUGAAAAAUACCAAGUAAUAUAUAAAAAAAAUAAUUAUAUAUAAUGUUAAUGAAUGAAUGGAUUUGAAAAAAAAGAAGAAACAUAUUAUUUAUUAGAUGGUCUUUAUUAUUUAUUUCUUGUGUAUGUUAUUUUAAUGUAACUAUUACAUUAUUUUCAAACAA